CGCGAUGUCCAUUUCGGUCCUAUGAACUAUUUGAGAUGUAAUAAUAAGUAGUAUAAAUUAUAAAUCAUAGCCAAACAACGUUAACAGGUAGUUAAACCUCCAGAGUUGUUUAUUCAUCAAUAGUUAGAUACACUACAAACAAAUAUAAGCUGCUUAUUCAAUCAACGAUUAAUUUGAUCGCGCAAAAAACAUGGCCAAAUUAUCGUUGAAAAAUUGUAUCGACGAGUCCAUAAAAUUUUACAACAAAUCUUCAUACGAAAAUGAAACAUUUGUGUACGAUAGUCGGAAGCGCCGAUAUUCGAUGACUUUUUGGAAGUAUGAUCCCGACUGCGUGAACAGAAUCCGUUACUACAGACAACAGAUUCUGGCUUAUUACUUUGGAUACGGUGGAAACAAUCACUACGAUGAAGACGAGUACGUCUAUGUUCAAUAUGGCGGAGUGCUGGGAACUUCGAACCAUUUCACAGUGUCUGAACGGAUGCCGCUCGAGUAUUGUCUCGAAAGAUUUGACAAUUCUGUUGUAGGAAAAAGAUAUGAAAAUUUCAAGUCUCUGGAUUCGUUUGAAGGAAAAGAAACUGACGUGGAGAUGCCGUACGCUACUCAGUUGUUGAUCCAAUGUAUUUUUCAAAUAAAAAUUGGUGAAAUUUACAACAAUGGAUGGUACAAACAUUUGUUCAAUAAUUAUAACAUUUACUACGCAUAG
Cotesia glomerata is the source of this 703-nucleotide messenger RNA. RefSeq lists its product as uncharacterized. The transcript is spliced from 2 exons. The record is from RefSeq and is a predicted model, not a curated record. Lineage: Eukaryota; Metazoa; Arthropoda; Insecta; Hymenoptera; Braconidae. The coding region runs from base 191 to 703 and encodes 170 amino acids.